CAAAAUAAGAUUGCUAUUUAUUGAGCCACAAGCUACAAGUCGGUUUCGAAUCGAAUAUUGUAUUGACGGUGAUUCUUUCCUUUUCAGAAAGAUUUACUGUAAGAAUUAAAUUAAUUAUUAGCUUAAUAAUUUUAUAUAAUUAAAAUGGAAUCCAGCAAAUCCGAAUCUACUCCGAAACAAGCCAUGGUAUACAUCUGCGGAGAGUGUCAUCACGAUAACGAGAUUCGUCCCAGAGAUCCAAUUCGAUGCAGGGAAUGUGGAUACAGAAUCAUGUAUAAGAAACGCACAAAAAGACUUGUUGUAUUUGAUGCACGAUGAAUAUAGAAUAAAUGAUAUAUGUGAUACAACAAAUGACGAAUAUGUGAUACAAGAUUAAUUUCCUCUGAAUUUAUUAGAAUAUUUUAAUAUAAAGAUCAUUUAAGUUUUAAUAAAACAGUAUUCAACAUU
Molecule: messenger RNA, 447 nt
Organism: Pogonomyrmex barbatus (red harvester ant)
Lineage: Eukaryota; Metazoa; Arthropoda; Insecta; Hymenoptera; Formicidae
Gene: Rpb12
Product: DNA-directed RNA polymerases I, II, and III subunit Rpb12
Biological process (GO): DNA-templated transcription
Cellular component (GO): RNA polymerase I complex; RNA polymerase III complex; RNA polymerase II, core complex
Molecular function (GO): zinc ion binding; DNA binding
Source: RefSeq, a predicted model, not a curated record